Anopheles maculipalpis is the source of this 687-nucleotide messenger RNA. RefSeq names its product acyl-protein thioesterase 1 (gene Apt1). Gene Ontology annotation, molecular function: carboxylic ester hydrolase activity; palmitoyl-(protein) hydrolase activity. The transcript is spliced from 5 exons. NCBI's taxonomy places the organism in Eukaryota, Metazoa, Arthropoda, Insecta, Diptera, Culicidae. The coding region runs from base 28 to 687 and encodes 219 amino acids. The record is from RefSeq and is a predicted model, not a curated record. Gene Ontology annotation, cellular component: cytoplasm. Gene Ontology annotation, biological process: protein depalmitoylation.
CAACCGAACAGCAUCUAAUUGGCCGGAAUGGCAGCUGCACCUGUUAUCAUACCAUCAGUGGCGAAGCACACAUCUACGCUAAUCUUCCUUCAUGGCCUUGGCGAUACCGGCCAUGGUUGGGCCACCUCCAUGGGGGCGCUUCGCACGCCCGACAUGAAGGUAAUCUGUCCAACAGCACCGAACAUGCCGGUUACGAUGAACGGGGGCUUUCGAUUGAACUCGUGGUUCGACCUUAAAUCCAUCUCGAUCAGCGACCCGGAAGAUGAGGAAGGCAUCAAGAAGGCGACCCGCUACGUGCACGAACUCAUCCAGAGCGAAAUGAAGGCCGGCAUCUUGUCGAACCGGAUUAUGCUCGGAGGCUUUUCGCAGGGUGGCGCACUGGCCCUAUACGCUGGGCUAACGUUUGCGGAACCGUUGGCCGGUGUGAUGGCACUUUCCUGCUGGUUGCCACUGCACAAAAGUUUCCCGAGUGUGCGAAAGUGUCCAGAUACGGUGCCGGUGCUUCAGUGUCACGGUGACUGUGAUCCGAUUGUGUUCUACAAGUUUGGUCAAUUAUCGUCCAGUGUGUUGAAAUCGUUCAUGAAAAACUCACACUUUCAAACGUACCAAGGGCUGGGCCAUAGCUCCUGUGAUGCGGAGUUGAGCGAUAUGAAGAAAUUCAUCGAUGAUCAUGUUCCUCGCCAGUGA